AUGGAAACAGAUUACACCCGUAAGACCGAUGCAAAGGAGAAGAAAAAGAUCCAAAAUCGCAUAGCUCAGCGUGUGCACCGUGAAAAGCUAAAGUCCCGCAUCCGCCAGCUAGAGGAGCAGCUUGAGAGUUUUACCAGUGCUUCGAUACAGAGCGAUACAUCCAGGCCAUGGUGCCCAUGCGGCGAUUCAAUAUCGUCAUGUGUAUUACCAGGAGUCUUGCCGACAAUGACAUCUGGGCCUAUGUCGGACGGGUUGGGCACAAGCUCCAGCGAUGUCACAUUUGUUGUUAAUCAUGCUCCAAAGUCACUCUUAGGAUCUGAUACCGCCGUCGAAUCGGGUUUGAGCGCGAUUCCGCAAAGUAGCACUGUUCCUCAGCUGAAUCCAUUGUCCCAGUAUUCCACAGAAGGUCAAUAUAUAGACCUUGACUGGCUUCUGACAGCCUCUAGAGCAUCUAAACCCGUGUUAGAGCGCUCUCAAGACCCCUCAUCGUUGAUGGAAAGAGACCACAAAAUCCCAGACCAUAACCAAGGUUCCUCAGAUACAUCGCUCCCGCAACAUAUCGGUUCACCAGAUCACGAUCAGGUUAGUGACAAUGGCGGUCACUUGGCCCAUAAGACGGCAACCGCGCCAAUAGCAAUGGACAAUGAACACGAAACACCGCUGAAGCCCGAUGCUAUAGAGAUGGAGCGACUCAACCGUCUAGUAGAAUGUAGCAGACGUCUCGGCUUCAAUGAUUUGAGCGAUGCGUUGUUGGCCUACUAUACUUCCGACCUGGGCGCAUCAGCAGUAUUGUCACAUGAGCAGUCACUGAAUCGGGUCAAACAACUCCCCAAAUUCCUUUCCAAGAUCAGAGAACAUUCGAAACAAUGGCCGGCUUGGGAGCGGGCCAACUACGUGAGAGAAACACUGGCAAGUGCGGAAGACGUGUACACCGAGGAAUGUCGACUCGCGAGGAUGAAUUUAGCGAAUCAAGAUCCCAAAUACCUGGGCCUUGGUCACAAGUAUUAUACUGCAUACGAAUAUACCUGGAGAGCCUCAACCACCACAAACAAUAUUGAUGGUCAUGAUGCUACUUUGUUGCCGUAG
Exserohilum turcica Et28A is the source of this 1086-nucleotide messenger RNA. RefSeq lists its product as uncharacterized. The transcript has 3 exons. The record is from RefSeq and is a predicted model, not a curated record. Bases 1 to 1086 code for a protein of 361 amino acids. Gene Ontology annotation, biological process: regulation of DNA-templated transcription. Lineage: Eukaryota; Fungi; Ascomycota; Dothideomycetes; Pleosporales; Pleosporaceae. Gene Ontology annotation, molecular function: DNA-binding transcription factor activity.